GCGGGGCUGUCCGUGACCCGGUUAGACGUACAACAAGUGAGACUCCUGUUUCCAUCGUUUCAGAUUGUUGGACGUCUCCGUCUCCAGUGGAAGCCACAAUGUCUGACUGCAGAAGGCAGUGGAACCGGGAGGAUGAGCUACCGGUCUACCUGGCGGGACCGAUCACCACCGGGCCGAACCAGAGGAAAAGCUACGGGAUGUUCAGCUCAGUGGAGGGGGCGUUUGAAAGCAAGACCAUAGACUUCGAUAACUACGCGGUGGGGAGGAAAGGGAGCCGCACCCCGAGAAGCGGGAGCCGGGAGAGGCUCUUGGACACUGGUGAUCCCAUCAGCAAGACGCCCAGAGAGGCCCGGGAGGGGUCACUGACCAACCCGCCCGGGGAGAGAGACGAAGGAAGUCCCGGUGUGGAGGUCAGAUAUUCAUCGGGGAGGGAAAGCACAAAUGGGAAGAGUGAAAGGCUGUUGAUCAAAGGAGGGCGGGUGGUCAAUGAUGAUCAGUCUCUCUAUGCAGAUGUCUACAUUGAGGAUGGGCUGAUCAAGCAGGUGGGGGAGAAUCUAGUUGUACCGGGGGAUGUCAAGGUGAUCGAGGCUAAUGGCCGCAUGGUGAUACCUGGGGGGAUAGAUGUCAACACCUGUCUGAUGAAGCCUUACCUGGACACACAGCCUGUUGAUGAUUUCCUCCAGGGCACCAAGGCUGCACUUGCUGGGGGCACCACCAUGAUCAUUGAUCAUGUGACCCCCCAGCCUGGGGACAGUCUGCUAGAGGCGUUUGAGUGCUGGCAGGAGGCUGCUGAUAAGAAGGCAUGUUGUGAUUACUCCCUGCACGUAGACAUCCCCCAGUGGAAUGAGACCGUUAAAGAUGAGUUGGAGCUGCUGGUGCACGAGAAAGGUAUCAACUCCUUCCAAGUGUACAUGGCUUAUAGGAAUGUGUACCAGAUGUCAGACUCUCAGUUGUAUGAGGCUUUCUCCUUCCUGAAGCAGCUGGGUGCUGUGGUGUUAGUUCAUGCUGAAAAUGGAGACCUGAUUGCUCAGGAACAGAGAAAAAUCCUCAAAAUGGGAAUCACCGGACCUGAAGGCCAUCCACUGAGCCGUCCUGAAGAGCUGGAGGCUGAGGCGGUGUUCCGUGCUAUCACUCUUGGUAAUCGUGUGAACUGUCCUGUCUACAUCACCAAGGUGAUGAGCAAGAGUGCAGCCGACACUAUCGCCCAGGCUCGGAGGAAAGGUUCUGUAGUUUUUGGGGAGCCAAUUACAGCUAGCCUGGCCACUGACGGCUCUCACUAUUGGAGCAAGAACUGGGCCAAAGCGGCUGCUUAUGUGACCUCUCCACCUUUGAGUCCUGACCCCACAACCCCAGACCACCUCCACACACUGCUGGCUUGUGGGGACCUCCAGGUGGUGGGCAGCGCUCACUGCACAUACAGCACUUCCCAGAAAGCAAUCGGUAAAGAUGACUUCACCCUGAUCCCAGAGGGAACCAAUGGAGUGGAGGAGAGAAUGGGUUUCAUCUGGGACAAGGCCGUGGCCAUAGGAAAGAUGGAUGAAAACCAGUUUGUGGCAAUAACAUCUACCAAUGCUGCUAAAAUCUUCAACUUGUACCCACGCAAAGGCCGGAUAGCGGUGGGCUCUGACGCUGAUAUUGUCAUCUGGGACCCUGACAGCGUCAAAACCAUCACUGCCAAACUCCAGCAGUCGGCUUCAGAAUACAACAUUUUUGAGGGUCUGGAGUGCCGUGGAGGUCCAGCGCUGGUGUUGAGUCAAGGUCGGGUGGUUUAUGAGGAAGGCAAGCUGCAGGUUCAGCAGGGUACCGGUCGAUUUAUUCCCCGCAAGCACUUCCCGGACCAUGCUUACCAGCGUGUUAAGUUCAGGGACCAGGUGAAGGGCAUGCAGGGCGUCACUCGUGGGAUGUAUGACGGCCCUGUGUAUGAUGUGGUCCCUACCCCCAAAUAUAUUACUCCCGCUCCGUCGGCCAAAUCAUCACCCACCUCUCACCAACCACCACCAAUACGCAAUCUUCACCAGUCCAACUUCAGUCUAUCAGGGGCACAGACUGAUGACAACAUCCCCCGUCGGUCUGGCCACCGUAUUGUAGCACCCCCCGGUGGUCGCUCCAACAUCACCAGCCUUGGUUGAAGACUUGACUGUGCACAAAGUGUGGUUGUUGUGGGGUUUCACCUCUUGAGUGUGUGUGAGUGUAUGUGUAUGACUAAGAGUGUGAGCACACUGGCAUGAAUGAAUACCUUUGUAUGUUUUGGUACAAUGGUGACACGCUCUUUUUAGACCAUUAUGAUUUUUAUCAGCUUGCCUUGAGUCCGUGGUCACAGAGGAGAAGCACAUUAAUACUUCCAUUUAAAAGAAGAGCGUGAGUUACAAUCAACCAAGUCAUGCAAAAAUAUGAAAAACUCACAGACUCAUGAUCGGAGCACUCACUAACUCACUCACUCACUCACACACACACACACACACACACACACACACACACACACACACACACACACACACACACACACACACACACACACAAACACACACACAGAUCCGGUGUUGGACCCCCUCCAAGCACCCAAAUGUGACUUCAGUGUUAUGUCAUAAUGUUGUUAUCUCCUUUUCCGUGAGCAUGACUUCCUUAUUCUUCCUCACAUCCCACGUCUUACUGUGUGGGUCUGCUCAGACAUGGUGCUCCUUUCCACCCAUCUGGUGGGCAGCUGAAGAAAUAACAGAUUUCUCCCGCAUCUGUUUUUCAACAUCUUGGCAAUAUUUGUUUCAAUGUGGCUCAAGUGGAUCAGUUAUACAUAUUGCAUGGAUAUGUCUUUAGAUGUUGCACUACUUGUGGUUUAUUGUUACAAUGGAGGAACACUGAAAAUUGUACUCAAGGCACAUUUGUAUUCAGCAGCACAAACUUAUUCUUAUACUGGUAAAUGUAUGCUUUGAACACAUACAGUAAGGACAGUCACUGUGGAUAGAGCCAGCUGUUACUAGGUUCAGAAUACAUUCAUUUAUUUUAACAUUACUGUGAACUUCAAUAAAAUCAAUGCAACUUCCUCUCCACCAUCAGAUACUACAUGCAAAUGUGUCAAUACUCUCCUCUAAAGUGUGAAAGUAGAUGAGCAGUUGAAACAAAUACAAAAAUAGCUGUCGACUGCAACAUUAAUUUCUAGAUUGUUGUACCUACAUAAUAGAGUUUCACAGUAAAGACUUUGAUGUGUGCGAUAGUUUUCUGCCAAUCAUUCAUGCCAGAAAUAGAUCUUUGUUGUAAUGACAUUCUCAACUCACUGCUGUAAAAGGGCUUCAGCUCCCACCCCUGCUCUUUAAAACUUCGUUAAGAAUCUUUAUAAGCUGUUUUUAUUUGAUUUAAUUGCUUCUGGAUGUUUUGUUGGUACCUUUAGUGUUUCUAUGCCGCUCUGUUUUGUUGCUGUUGUCUGGUGUCUCCAAUGGUACCCCAAAUGAUCAAUAAAAACUUGACUGUUGUCAAAAAUGGUAAAACAAACAUUCCUGAAAGUUUAAUACCAGUUUAACUAUAACUAAUAUUAUGUGUGGCUCUGACUGUAAUUGUGAUUCGGAACUUCAAGUCCUUUCUCAUGCCAUGUCUUUGUCUUUGUCUGCUGAAUUUCUCUGGCACACAAAUACAAGUUGAUUGCAAGUGCUUCAGUUAGGACAAUAUGGGUUCAACACAUGGCCACAGAGACAUACACAUCCUGGUGAGACACAAUUUUGUGAUGGUAAUCUUAAACAGGAUUUCAAUUCCAAGCAAUUCCACUCCAAUAAAAAUCUGUGUUGUGUUAA
Molecule: messenger RNA, 3779 nt
Organism: Siniperca chuatsi (mandarin fish)
Lineage: Eukaryota; Metazoa; Chordata; Actinopteri; Centrarchiformes; Sinipercidae
Gene: crmp1
Product: collapsin response mediator protein 1
Exons: 14
Coding region: 99-2129 (676 amino acids)
Cellular component (GO): cytosol; cytoplasm
Molecular function (GO): hydrolase activity, acting on carbon-nitrogen (but not peptide) bonds, in cyclic amides
Source: RefSeq, a predicted model, not a curated record